UUGUCUUCAGUCUCCGUUAUAAUUAGGAAGUUUUGUUUCAGGAUCAAACGUCCUAACUAUGUGCUAAAGCGACCGGAUGGUCCUCUUGAGCAGAUAAUCGUCGCCAAAGAGACCGCUGCUGUCCGUCCAUUUGUUGUGGGUGCUAUCCUUCGAGAUGUAUCUUUCGACUCCGAAAAUUAUGCAUCUUUCAUGGACCUACAGGAUAAGUUACAUCAAAAUAUUUGUCGGAAGCGUACUCUUGUGGCGAUUGGUACCCAUGAUUUGGAUACCAUAUCUGGCCCUUUCAAAUAUAACGCUGAAAUUCCCAAGGAAAUCAAAUUCAAACCACUUAACCAAACGAAAGAGUUCACUGCGGAUGAAUUGAUGAACUUCUACGCGACUGACAGCCAUUUGAAAGCCUAUCUGCCAAUCAUCCGCGACAAAGAGCGCUAUCCCGUCAUUCGGGAUUCAAAUGGUGUUGUGUGUUCUCUUCCUCCCAUCAUCAAUGGUGAGCACUCGAAAAUAACUCUCAACACAAAGAAUGUUUUUAUCGAGGCAACAGCAACAGAUCUGCAAAAGGCUAUUGUGGUCUUGGACACCGUUGUGACAUUAUUCAGUCAGUAUUGCAAAAAGCCUUUCAAGUGA
Molecule: messenger RNA, 624 nt
Organism: Cylicostephanus goldi
Lineage: Eukaryota; Metazoa; Nematoda; Chromadorea; Rhabditida; Strongylidae
Source: the annotation of a GenBank genome assembly